AUGCGGGUGCUCGUCCUGAUGCUCGCGCUCGGCCUUGCGAUCGAAGCUCAUCAAUACUAUCCUCGACACUACUUCAUCACAGCGGACUGCUACUCGAAGAAUGCCAAUACAAAGAUCGCUCGACUCGACUCGGGCGAGUUCAGCAUGGAAGUCACUGUCCCCGAACACCUCGAACGACCGUCUACAGACGUCUUCUCGCACAACGUUCGCUCGAGCAAGGUCAAUCAGCUCCUCAUGUUCCCUCCGCUCUUUGCAUGGCAGAUGCGACUCGAGCUAGCUGCAGAGACGAUCGACAAGUGGGGAAGCCGUUGUUGCUCAAAGACCGCCAAUAUCACCUUGGACAUCAGUCUUGGGCAAUCGACUUGGCUUGCGAGCGACCCCAAUAUCUUCGAGCCCAUACUCAAGUGUAAGAAAUGGGGAGUGUCAUGUAUCUGGCCCAGCGAACUACGACAAUGCUAUAUUCGCAAGAUGAUGCAGGGCUCGACCUUCGAUCGCAACAUGACACGCGUCGAGAAACGUCAAUCGACCGAGUCUUUCUUUGCUCUUGACCGCUCGAAGAUGUCACGAGCGACUCGAGCCAGCAAGACCAGCCCGAGUAAGCUCGCACCACGGUCGGCAAUCGACGCCGACGGCAAUGAUCGCACGCCGCUCGAUGUGGCGGAAGUGCCGGACACUGCAAUGCAUGGCGUCGACGGGAGCGAGGAUGCACCUGCUCUGCCGGCUGCUCAGAUCCACACAGACUUGGAUCAUGAUCCUAUCGUCAAAAGUCUGCCAGUCUAUCUUGUGCCCAACUUGGCAAGCAAAUUGGCCUUACUACAAUAUCCUCACAAGCCUGCCCGAGUAGGCGGCAAACCAGCCCACAAGCAGCCGCUUCUCCCGCCUUGCUACCGAGAGCUCACCGAUGUACCCAAGACCUAUGCGCGCUACAAGCCACGGUCGGGUCAAUUGGAGUUGUCCAUACCGCUCGAGGGCAAGAAUGGCCAGAAAUACGAGAGGUUCGAUCGGGAAAAGGCGGAAAAGUAUGCAAAGGGUGAGGAGAACAGCAAAGAUCGCUUCAUGGCUGCUCAGGCUGCCGAUGAGCCCGAUCAGCAUCUCCUCCAGCGAACGAGCAUGAAGGGUGAUAUCAACCCAGAUCAGACUCAGUACUUCGUCGCAGCUAUCACCAAUGAUGAGAUCCAUCUGACGCCCCUUUGCUCUACCCUCCAGAUGCGCGUCAAUCCUGCCUACAUAGAACCUCACGACGACGAUCGCACACGGAGAGGCAAGAAGCGGGCCGAUACAGACGGCGAGUCAUCAGAAGAGGACGAUCUGACCAGCCGGCCGAAAGCAAAUGGAAAGGAAAGAGCGCAAGAGCAGCCCAGAGCGGUUCAGAUGAGCGUCGUGGCAGAUGAGAACGCUGCGCCUACUGGUCCUCGCGGAUUCGUCGCGCCUACCCGUUCCAAUCCUUCCCUGUUCGCGCCACUCCGGGCGGCAGAAGCCGAAGACUGGGAGGAGCUCGCUUACUACGAUCAAAUGCAUGAUGAGACCGAUAACGUCUACAAGCAACUCUGGGCAACGAACGCCGUGGAACUCGUCAGCGACUCGCGCACGCUUCAGCAUCUUUUCUAG
Messenger RNA from Mixia osmundae IAM 14324, 1608 nucleotides. RefSeq lists its product as uncharacterized. Gene Ontology annotation, cellular component: nucleus; RNA polymerase III complex. Bases 1 to 1608 code for a protein of 535 amino acids. NCBI's taxonomy places the organism in Eukaryota, Fungi, Basidiomycota, Mixiomycetes, Mixiales, Mixiaceae. The record is from RefSeq and is a predicted model, not a curated record. The transcript has 7 exons. Gene Ontology annotation, biological process: DNA-templated transcription.